Messenger RNA from Aspergillus campestris IBT 28561, 765 nucleotides. RefSeq lists its product as uncharacterized. The transcript has a single exon. The record is from RefSeq and is a predicted model, not a curated record. Bases 67 to 444 code for a protein of 125 amino acids. Lineage: Eukaryota; Fungi; Ascomycota; Eurotiomycetes; Eurotiales; Aspergillaceae.
AUACAAUUGUAUCGGACAUACCCCGUACCAUGUCCACCCCUAUCCAGGGCGCCCUAUCGCUUCGAGAUGACGAUCAUCUGGACCCCAACGCUUUCAAAAGGAUCACUUGGGAUUAUAGCUUCCCCUUUUGAUGGAGGAUUUUCUAUCGUGAUCCAUGAGAAUUUCGAAGGAUUAGCAUCCAGCUCACAUUUCCAGAAACUCCGCUGCCCAUGCUUCUUGCCACCUGGUUGCCCCUCCAUCCCCCCUCAGUCCACCAAGUCUACCAAGCCCACCAUGUCCACCAUGUCCACCAUGUCCACCAUGUCCACCAUGUCCAUCCCCGAGAAAAGGACCUUUAGGGCUAGCUCAGCCUGGCUGUCGUCCGGGUCGUUUCCGCCCCUCCCGGCCCCGAUUUCCCCGGCGGCCACCCUCCCCUUGCCCCGCCGGGGGAAUCAGUGCCGAUGACCCAGAACAAAACUUAAUCAUAUAGUAAGGAACGAUAGAAAAAUGAUGAGAAAAUAGUAGGGAAGAAAAAAAGAAAGAACCGAUACGAGACGUCAGGAACCGAACGAAGACACUUCGCGUGGAAUAGGAUAGAGAUAGCAAGAUUCACCAACUGUGGUCGUUUGGUGCGGUAUCUUCUGAGAAGGCAUGAACAGACGUACUCUCGUGAGGCCUGCCGCUCGCGGCUUGUAAUGAGGAAACAGAGUAUCAAGAGAAAAAAGGGACAAAAUGAAGAAAAAAAAGAGAACAAGCAACAAACAACCCUCCUAUCCUAAGACGAAC